CUGGACAAGUUGGCGGUUCAUUCCGCUGUGGUGACCCCAGAUUAAUAAAGGGGCUAAGUCGAAAAUAAAAUUAAUGAAUCAAUGCAUUUGUAACCCUAAACUAUAACUGCAUAACCUAACCCUAACUAAAAGUAUUUUCCAGAAGAAAGAAAUACUGUGAUACAAAUCCUUGAUCUGUUAAAAAUCCCUUUGUAUCACAGGCGUUCUAAUUAUUUAAACUCCAACUGUAUAUCAUCUAAAAUAUUCAAAUGGAAAAAAAGAUGGUAGAAUUAUCUUUUAUUGUUCGAUUAAAUGUUACUGCAGUAAUCUUUUACUAUAUCAAAUAUGCAGUUUUUGGUUCCGGUCAUGCAUUUUUAUAUGAAGCUUUGCAGAGCAUGCUAAGCAGAAUGAAAUAAAUAAUAAUAAAAUAAUGACUGGAUUUAAUAAAUAAAUAGAAUAUGAAAGAGAUUUAUUUCAAAAUGAAGUGAAUAUGAAUAUUGUCAAGUUAAAGAUUUCCUUAAGCUAAUGCAACUAAUUACCACCUCCAAUUUAAUCACAUGCAUAUUAUUCGUUUAUCAUUCACUUAGUAUGUGUGUUUGUCUUCGUCAAUAAAUUCUUAUCUGUUUUAUGGAGCUUGUGUCUUGUAUUGAUAAUGCAGUAAAAGACUCUACAAGUUAUCUGAAUUUUUCUAAUCCUUCAGACUUGUCAGAUGAUAAACUUGAUUAUAUUUAUUAUCAGGAUGAAACACUUUUGUUGCCAAGCCUCUAUUAGAAGGAAAAGAAAAUAGUUUUAUGACACUUUCACCCCCACCUUAUGUGACAUGUGACCAUAACUAUUAUUAGGUCACACGUGUUAGAACUACUACACACAACAUAUAAAAACUCACAGCGAAACAGGUCAAACAAACCGAGGACAACAGUAAAGAAGAAACAGCAUCUGAAGACAAACACUUACGGGACCAUGAGACUUUACAUUGCUUUUGGUUUUCUGCUUUUAGCAGGUGAGUGUUAAUGCAAUUAUUAAACAGACAUCAGUUUGAAGUGGGCAAUGUUCUUUAAAACAUCAUUGCUUGCAUUUCUUUUUCUUAAAACAUCUCUGUUUAUUUGUUGGGUUUUUAUUUUUGACUGUUUAAUAAUAAAAACAUUGAAUUAUAAGAAUUUCUCUGUUUAAAUGUUUUAUUUAGAGAUACAGUUGUUUCAUUUUCCACAUUUUCUGAUAUGCGUCAGCCUUAAAUUGCCGAUUGAUUAUUAAUAAUAAUACUAAUUAAUGUCUGUCUAUUUUCAGUGCUUUGCAGCUUAUGUGUCGAUGCUCAAGGUAAGAGAUGCAAAUAGAGAAAAAGACACAAGCAAAUUUACAGUAUCAAGUAACAGAGAGAUGAGUUCAAAAAAAUCUGUUUGUCUUUUCCUUUGGUUCACAGUAUUCGGACCCAUUUGUGGAGGCUCAAGUAAUCGUAAAAGAGGAUGUGAUUCAAGAUAUGGCUGUGGACACUAUGGAGCAAAGCGAGGGAAAGGAAAACACUUGGGUCUUGACAUUCUGUGUGGUGAUGGAGCCACGGUUUAUGCUCCUUUUGAUGUGAAGAUCAACCGCAGAGCCAGACCAUAUGGAAACGGCAAUGCCAUCGAUGACGGCAUUAACGUGAGCGGAAGAGGUCUCUGCUUCAGUCUGUUCUAUGUUAAGCCUGACAGUUACUCUGGGACUCUGAAGAAAGGGCAAAGGAUUGGUCGCAUGCUCCCAAUGCAGAGGGUUUAUCCUGGAAUCCCUUCUCAUGUUCACGUUCAAAUGUGUGACAGAUCAGAUCCAACAAAAUACUUCUGAUGAUGAGCAGAUGACUGAACCCAACCAACAAAAUUUUGAUGUUAUUUUGACACUAUUUUUAAAUGUGCUGUACAUUUCAGAUUAGUUUUAGUUCAUUUCAUUAAUGGUUUUGUUGUUUUUAUUUUGUAAAUACGUUUCUAUUUGCUUUUUGUAUAUAGUUUCAGUUUUAGUUUCCAUUUUAUUUCAGUUAGCCAAAACGUUUUUGACCUAUUUUAGUCUUAGUUUUCGUUUUUUUUUUUGCUAAAAUACAAUGCUGGGUUCCACACAAUAGAUUUGUGUUGGGGCAACAUGAUGGAAUUACAGUUAGAGUCAGAAUUAUUAGCCCCCAGUAUAUUUUUCCCUAUUUUCUAUUAAAUGGAAUAAAGAUUUGUAAACUCAUUUCUAAACAUACAGUAAUAGUUUUAAUAUUCAAAAAAAUAUAUUACUUAAAGGGGUUAAUAUCAUUGAGCUUAACCCUGUAAAGCCACCUUGUGUGUCCUUACGAUGCAAUUGGAUAGAAACCUACCUCCAAUUUUCACAUUGAGCUGAUCACCUUUUUGCACGUCUGGAUUUGUCAAGAUUUAAGUAAGAACAAUUCCUUAAAUAUUUUUUGUGGGUUUAUCACACAUAAAUAUUUAGUUAUUUUAGAAAACAUUAAUCAAAUUUAGUUUAGAGAUUAUUAUGUCUGUGUUGUAAUUCUACAACGUUGGGUCAGAGUCGUAGCCUGUUGCAUUGUUCAGGACCAAGUGUGAAGAGGGGUCAAAACUACAAGAUCUAUGCAGACAACUAGUUCACCUGUGUCGCCUGUGCUUUUCAGAUGAAAAAAACAAAAAAAACAAAACUGUCUUAGGGACCAUCACUGCAAGUAAACACAUUCAACACACACUGAAUGUGACCACAUAUUUUUU
Molecule: messenger RNA, 2681 nt
Organism: Danio rerio (zebrafish)
Lineage: Eukaryota; Metazoa; Chordata; Actinopteri; Cypriniformes; Danionidae
Source: RefSeq, a predicted model, not a curated record